AUGUCUGAUAUCGCCGCAAUUACCGAAAAGCUUGCGCCCCAGCCGGAGGUUGCUUAUCCAAAGACUCUGUUCUACGAGGGACCAGAGGCUCCUUGCCGAUUCGAAGGCGAGGUGUACAACUGCAUUGUUAAAGGAACAAUUCCGACGGAAGUGCAGGGUACUUACUACCGUUGCAUGCCCGACGCUCUUUGGGCACCGAAAUAUCAAGACGAUGUCUUUAUCAAUGGUGAUGGCGCGAUCGAUGCCAUCCGCAUCAAGGAUGGACAUGUCGACUUCAAGCAGAAGUAUGUCCGGACCUCCAAGUUCGUGAUCGAGCGAGCGGCCCGCCAGGCAGUCUUCGGAAAGUACCGCAACCGAUACACCGAUGACCCUCGUGUUAAGCACGAGAUUCACUCGACUGCGAACACGCACAUCAUCUACUUUGAGAAGCAGCUCCUAGCUUUGAAGGAGGAUUCUCCCCCUUAUGCGAUAGACCCGCACACCUUGGAGACUAAAGGACCGUAUACCUUCAAUGGGCAAUACACUGCGCCGACCUUUACUGCCCACCCAAAGAUUGACCCUACUAACGGGGAAAUGUUGACUAUGGGUUAUGAGGCUAAAGGAGAUGGCACAACCGACGUUUCCUAUUACCUUUUCAGCAAAGAGGGCAAGAAGCUGGAAGAAUGCUGGUUCAACGCCCCUCAUGUUGGAAUGAUGCACGAUAUGGCAGCAACCGAGAAUUGGGUGGUUUUCAUUGUCCCCCCGCUUGAGGCACAGCCUAUCGAUGAGAUGAAGAAAGGAUCUAAGCAUUUCGCUUGGGCCGAGGAGAAGUCAUUGACCUUUGGAAUUUUGCCCCGUCGCAACCCCAAGCCGGAAGACAUCAGAUGGUUCACUUACAAGAACGCAUUCUACGGACACACCGGAAAUGCAUUUGAUGGCGAGGAUGGUUGUGUUUAUUUGGACGCGCCUCUUACCAACUUCAACAAGUUCUGGUUCUUCCCCCCACGCGGUCAAGACCCAAUGGAGGCUCCGAGUGGCAAGCCUCCUGCUAGCGGAAAUGUUAGCCAGUACGUGCGAUGGAAAUACGACCCCAAUGCCACCGAUUUCCAUGUUGAGCCUACUCUAUUGGUUGAUGCCGAUGGCGAGAUGCCGAAGGUUGAUGACCGUUAUGUCGGCAAGCCAUACAACACCCUCUUCUAUGCCAUGCAUGAUCCUACCAAGCGGAAUGGUCCCGUCGGUGGUGUGUACAAUGCAAUUGCGAAGUGCAACGUGGCUACUGGUGAACUGAUCCUAUGGUCUGCUGGUGACCAUACCGCUAUUCACGAGGUGGCAUUCAUCCCGCGCAAUCCUGAAUCGGCCGAGGCGGAUGGAUAUCUCAUCACCCUUGCUAAUAGACGGGAUACCGGUCUUUCCUGCAUCCUGAUCUUGGAUGCCCGAAAGGUUCCUGAGGGCCCCGUUGAAGUUAUUGAGCUUCCAUUUCGCCUCAGAAAUGGAAUUCAUGGAAGCUGGGUCUCGGCGACCGAGCUGGAUAACGCAAUCGACCUUUGUGACAUGUCUGGUGUUACCGAGAAGAUUCGCCAGGAAUUCGGUACCAAGGAAGUCACCUUCCCAGUUCUCUGA
Molecule: messenger RNA, 1599 nt
Organism: Penicillium daleae
Lineage: Eukaryota; Fungi; Ascomycota; Eurotiomycetes; Eurotiales; Aspergillaceae
Product: carotenoid oxygenase family protein
Exons: 4
Coding region: 1-1599 (532 amino acids)
Biological process (GO): carotene catabolic process
Molecular function (GO): carotenoid dioxygenase activity
Source: RefSeq, a predicted model, not a curated record